This is a messenger RNA of Funneliformis caledonium, 236 nucleotides long. The record is from the annotation of a GenBank genome assembly. Lineage: Eukaryota; Fungi; Glomeromycota; Glomeromycetes; Glomerales; Glomeraceae.
GUCCCUUCUUUGUGAAGUUUCCUGGCCUACGUCAUGCCCAAGCGACGAAAACUCCGAUAAAAACUCAAGCAAGAUCAUGUACGGUUUUACCAUCAUUUGUCGGGUUAAAAUUUUUAGUACAUAACGGUAAAGAUUACAUACCCGUUAAUAUUACUGAAGAAAUGGUGGGUCAUAAGUUGGGCGAAUUUUCUCCUACCAGGAAGAAAUUUUCUUUUAGAAAAACCAAAAACAAGUGA